Gigantopelta aegis is the source of this 1038-nucleotide messenger RNA. RefSeq names its product neuropeptide Y receptor type 2-like. NCBI's taxonomy places the organism in Eukaryota, Metazoa, Mollusca, Gastropoda, Neomphalida, Peltospiridae. Gene Ontology annotation, cellular component: membrane. Gene Ontology annotation, molecular function: G protein-coupled receptor activity. Gene Ontology annotation, biological process: G protein-coupled receptor signaling pathway. The transcript has a single exon. The record is from RefSeq and is a predicted model, not a curated record. Bases 1 to 1038 code for a protein of 345 amino acids.
AUGAAUCAAACAACCUCCGGAAAUCAAACUUACGGAGAUGACGAUGUUUUUUUGAGCGUUGCCGAGAUUAUACUGAUCAUGGCAGAUAUUUCUCUUAUCAUAAUCAUAGCAGUGGGAAAUUCCUUAACGGUGGUCGCUGUGGCUCGUUACAGGAGACUCCAGAGUACCAACAACGUCAUGAUUGCGGCUCUGGCCAUAGGAGAUCUCAUCAUGGGGCUCGUGUACACACCGACGAAAAUUAUGUACAGCACAUGGCCGGACCUGUUCGCCUCCAGGGUACCGUGCAUCUCGUACAUCUUCAACACGCAUUUCUCGUCGUUCUGCGCCGUCUUUGGUAUAUCGAUGCUGUCUAUAGAGCGGGGAUACGCGGUCAGUUUCCCGUACCACUACCAUUCCGUCAUGACGAUUCGGCGAUCCGUCGUCUUGAGUUUGUGCGCAUUUGCGGUUAUCAUCUGUCUCAAUCUCCCAAUGUUGGUUGGAUUUGAUCAUUACAGUGGCCAAGACUGUUACGCGCCAGCCAUUUUCCCAAAUGCCUACUUAAGGACUCUCAUUGCCGUUGGUGUAACAGUUUUAAUCCUGGGGUUCGUGGCAUUUGUGCGAGUAUUGGUGGCAGAAUUUCGGCGCCAAAAGUUUUCAAACAUUUUGAGCGGACAGCAGUUGAAGCAGCAGAUUUCGUCCGUGAGGUGCAGACUGAUGUGCGCCGUGUACGUGAGCUCGCUCGUGUUCUGGCUUCCUCACCUGACGUACUACUUCUACAACACGUUCACGAAGCAGACGAGAAAUGUGUUUGUCUUCAGGAUCCUGUCCAUAUCCGACCUGUGCAGCUCUGCGGUAAACUUCUUCAUAUACGGUUUUAAGAACAGUAACUUUAGAUCGGCCUACAAACGACUGUUGGGCCUCGCCAAGAAAACGUCAGCGGUGACAAAUCUUGAAUUCUCGACCACGGAAAGGCAGUUAGAAGUUGAAGGUGAUAAAGUCUACACUUUGAAGCCGACUUGUACUUAUUCAUCUCGACAUUUACCAGUACCUUCGAGUUAA